Macrosiphum euphorbiae (potato aphid) is the source of this 798-nucleotide messenger RNA. Lineage: Eukaryota; Metazoa; Arthropoda; Insecta; Hemiptera; Aphididae. The record is from the annotation of a GenBank genome assembly.
AUGUUAGACAUUGAUAGUCUGAACAUUGCACUACGAUUUCCAGAUGCAUAUUUGCCGUUAAAUUCUAUUGACUUUGGAGCAAAAUUUCAAAAACAAAUUGCAAUCAGUAUAACCAAAAAAACUCUUAGUCAUGAACAGUGUCAGAUGGUAAUGCAGCGUUCAUCACAAUUUAUUUUUCGAUUAUGCCGUGAAAUUAUUAAUCGACUUCCACAUAAUGUUGUUAUUAUGGAAAAAUUAAGGAAUUUAUCCCCAUUGGAGUGCCUUAGUGGUACAUUAAGACCAUCAUUUUCUAAUCUUCCUCUUGAAUUAGCAGGAAAUUAUACAGAUCAUGACAUUCUAGAAUCUCAGUGGAGGAAAUUAGGAACUUUGAAGUAUGCUGAUAUAUUUCCAGAUAAAUCUAUUACAGAUGUAACACUGAUAGAAUGUUGGGUAGAAUUAUCUAAAGUAAAAACAGCAUCUGGUGAAAAAAUGUUCAAGGAAUUGAGUGAUUUUGUAUUUAGAGUGUUAACUUUGCCUGUAUCAAAUGCCGUUGUAGAGCGUGUGUUCAGCGUCAUGAACACAACUAAAACCAAAUUGCGAAAUAGAAUGUCCAUGGAGUUAUUGGUAGCAUUAAUUCGAAUUAAAAUACAUUCUAAAGUAAACAAAUUUUGUUGUACUUCAUUUACACCAUCUAAAGAUAUGUUAAACCUGUUUAAUUCAAAAAUCUAUGAUUCUGAUAAAUCUGAAACAACUGCAUUAUCUAAAGAUUUAGAAAAUGAUAUUUUUGAUACAGUAGAACUGUUUAGUGUAGAACUGUAG